Molecule: messenger RNA, 972 nt
Organism: Oldenlandia corymbosa var. corymbosa
Lineage: Eukaryota; Viridiplantae; Streptophyta; Magnoliopsida; Gentianales; Rubiaceae
Source: the annotation of a GenBank genome assembly
AUGCUUGGUAUUAGCGAGGUGGCCAAGCAGUUGGGCGGCCAUGGUAUAGCCGUUCUUGCCCUCGAGAGGAUGGAGUCAGGGAGGACCAUUGACGCUGGCUGGUUGCAGCAGUUUAUAAGGAAAGAUCCACGCCAUGCCUUGCAUGAGGAAAUGAAGAAUGGAUUGAUGCAUCUCUCGACGGAGCAACUCCCCCUAUUCAAUGCCCUGUGCAAUGCUGUCUUGCAGAUGGGUUCUCGUGAUGAGAUUGCUUCUUUUCCUGGUGAUGCCCCCACAGUCUUACUGGGCAAACCUGGUGAAGAGAUGCGAGUGCUGGACCCCCCCAAAUUCAUUGGGGUCGAGUUGGUCUCUGAUGAUGAUUCCUCAGAGGAAGCUGACGAUGGUGGCGACAAGGGGAAGGAGCCGGAGGUCGAGAAGGAAACUGGAUCGACCCAAACUCCAGUCGAGGAAACCAAUGAGAAUCAACCGAUCAAUCCUCCAAACCAAGAUGUUGUACACCUGAUGAUCCUUGAUGAAAACCAAGCCAAGAACUUUCCCAUGUAUGCUAUGGUUUCAUCAGCAAUGAGGAAAUUGGAAAGCAUCCACAACAUCUCUGCAGUAAGGACUCUCGAGAAGGAGAUCCUGGAUGCCGACUCCCUGAUUCUGGAAACAAAUGUAAAUGAAGAGGUGACUCGAUUAAAGAAAGAAAAUGCUCAAUUGAAACGCCAUGAGAGAAUUGGGGUAUCCCUCUGUUUCCUCAAGAAGUUCGAUAUUCUUUCACUUGUCGCGAAGCAGAUACAGGUUAGGACAGAGCGCUCUAUUGCCAAGAUAAAGCUGCUGAAGAAAAGAACCAAAGAAGCCGAGUUUUUCUCGAAGCAGUCUGCCAUUUUGCAGAACAUAUUGGUGAAUCGUGAGAUUCCACUUCCUAUCCUCGAGGACCUGGAUGAAGGUGUUGAAGCUAAAGAGAGGACGGCCCUCGAGGAGUACCUGCUGUAG